Molecule: messenger RNA, 3165 nt
Organism: Sporothrix brasiliensis 5110
Lineage: Eukaryota; Fungi; Ascomycota; Sordariomycetes; Ophiostomatales; Ophiostomataceae
Exons: 3
Coding region: 1-3165 (1054 amino acids)
Biological process (GO): transmembrane transport
Cellular component (GO): membrane
Molecular function (GO): ABC-type transporter activity; ATP hydrolysis activity; ATP binding
Source: RefSeq, a predicted model, not a curated record
AUGGCCGGAAACCGGCGGGAAGAUGUUCUUGCCCUGGCUCUCAACGACGUCUGUUUCCGGCGUUUUUGGACAGGCGGCAUGUUACGGAUGCUAGGUGACUCGAUGCAGAUGAUCUCACCACUGCUCAUCCGCUAUUUCAUUCAGGACCUAGAUGACCCAUCCGAACGAGCAUACGGCGCCGGAUUUGGCUAUGCCGUGGGUCUUUUCGCUGUCCUUGCCUUCUCUGUUGUGACAAACAUCCAUGGAUUCUAUCGGGCAGCUACUACCGGCAUCCUGCUGCGAGCGGCGUUGAUACAUGUCAUUUACCGCCGCGCCACGACACAAUUGACACACGAAGCAAAGCUACGCGGAAAUUUUGCGACCGGGAAGCUGACGAGCCUCAUCAGCGCCGACGUGUCGCGCAUUGACUUUUGCUGUGGCUAUUUCCAUUCACUAUGGACUAGCUUCAUCCAGAUCGCCCUCUGCCUCGGUCUGACCACCUGGACAUUGGGGUACAGCGCUCUUCCUGGGUUCGGUUUAUUAGCCCUGCUGUACCCGGUGCAGACGUUCAUGAUGAAGAACUUGUUCCGCCUUCGUCGCAACAGCAUGCCGUGCACAGACAAGCGCAUCAAGGCUGUGGUCGAGGCUGUAUCCACAAUCCGCCUUACCAAAGCAAACGCCUACGAGAAUAGCAUUCUCACCAAGAUUGGCGCUCUGCGGGCAGAUGAGGUCGUUUACAUCCGCAAGCGCAUGAUGCUUAGGGCACUAAACAUUGCCGUUACGUUCACUGCACCGACACUAGCCUCGGUCGUGAGCAUUUUGUGCUAUGCUGCCACGACUGGUAACGGAAUGAGUGCUAGCGUGGUCUUUUCGUCUCUGACCUUCUUCCUCUUGAUGCGGACACCACUUGGCUCGCUGCCCAUCGCCAUUUCAACUCUUGCGGACGCCCAAGCUGCUCUCGAGCGGCUGUCGGCAUUUAUGUUGGCAUCUGACAACGGCACGGCCCGUGAUGCGGCCCUUCGCAACGCUCUUGCGGAAAAGGGAAGGAACCUGAAAGACGGCAGGACCAUCAUCCAAUUGAAAGAUGCAAGUUUCUGGUACCAUGACAGCGACCAGCUGCGCGCGAUAUGGGAAAGUGAGGCCGGUAUUGGCGAGAAAAGCCUUGUCCUGGGAGAAGCUAAGAAAGAGGCUGCAGGUCCAUCUAUGUCUUUGUACAUUGAUUCGCUUGAGGUGGAGAAGGGCCAAUUUAUUGCUAUUGUUGGGCCAGUUGCAGCCGGCAAAUCGUCCGUCUUGCGAGCCCUUCUGGGUGACAUGCACCUUUCCAAGGCUGAAUCUUGUGCCGUCAAUGUCGAUACGUCCACCUCGUUGUCACCAGUGGCUUACGUCUCUCAGGAAGCUUGGCUUCUCAGCGAGACUGUGCGAGAAAACAUUGUGUUUGGGCGCCCUUUUGAUGCUUCCUGGUAUAAUGAAGUGCUCGGUCGUUGUUGUCUCCAUGACGACCUCCGAAUGCUUAUCGACGGCGACAUGACCAUCAUUGGCGAAAAGGGCGUUUCGUUGUCCGGAGGCCAAAAGCAGCGGAUUUCUUUGGCUCGUGCCGUGUACGGCCGCAGUCAUCUUCUUCUUCUCGACGAUUGUUUCUCGGCACUGGAUGCUCACGUUGGUAGCCGCGUAUUUGAAAACGUGGUCAAGCAAACGCGUCACGCCAGAGAAUGUACGAUUGUCCUCGUUACACAUUCAAUGGUACUUGCUCGUCAAGCGGACCACAUUGUCUACAUGGACAGUGGACGUAUUAUGGAACAGGGCUCAUUUUCCGAGCUCAUGAGGCGAGCGGGUCCAUUUGCCGAGUACAAUAGGUCUUCAACCGUGGCCCAAACGACCUACGCAGACACACCACCGGUCAGGGAUGACGAUGGCAUGAGCAUGCAAGCAUCUGAAAAGUCAAAGACACUUGUGGAAGGGAGAAAUAACAACAUCAAGAAUGGAACCACCGCGCCCGCAGAGACACCAGAACACAAUCAGAAGCAGAGAGGCAGGGAGAUUAUGCGUCGCGAAGAGCGUCUCGUUGGCACAGUCAGCGGAAAGACGUAUUUGCACUACCUGAAAUUCGGCAACGCAUUGGUCACUGUGCCUCUGUUCAUUCUAGCCAUCGCCGUGUUUCAGGGCAGCAGUGUCGUCUCUGCGCUGUGGCUCAGCUGGUGGCAAACGAAAAAAUAUCUCGAUAUCAGCGAGGGUGGUUACAUGGCCGGCUAUGCUGCCUGGGGCAUCGGUCAGUCACUUGGCCUGUUUGCCAUGAGCGCAGUAUUUGCCUUGUUUUGCUUUUGGUGCUCAAAUCACCUUCACGCGGCUUCACUUUUCGGCAUUAUGUACGCGCCGGUUUCAUUUUUCGACACAACGCCGCAGGGAAGAAUCACUCACCGGUUUAGUAAGGAUACGGAUGCCAUGGACAACGUGGUCGGUGAGCAGUUGCGUAUCUUCAUUUCGACGUUGGUCCAGGUUGUCGGUACCGUGGUUGUCGUCAGCAUAAUCCUGCCCAUUUUCGUUGGGAUUGCCGCCGGUGUGCUUCUCAUCUACACCUGGACGGGCAUGUACUACAGACCAUCAGCCCGUGAGCUGCGCCGCCUCAACAAUCUUCUCCGCAGCCGCAUCUAUGAGCACUUUACUGAGACACUCUCUGGACUGCCCACACUGACAGCUUUUGGUCGAGUCGGAGGAUUCGUCGCUGAUAACGCGCGCCGCAUUGACACCGAGAACACGGCAUAUUGGCUCUCAGUCGCUGCCGUCCGUUGGUUAAACAUACGGCUUGAUCUUUUGGGUGCCGUUUUGGUGCUGGGCACGGGUCUGCUGGCCAUUGGUUUGCGUGACCACAUUAAUCCAUCGACUGGUGGCUUGGUGUUAUCAUAUAUGGUGACGGCCCAGGCGGCGUUUGGGAACAUGAUCCGAUUCAGCGCGGAGAUUGAAAACAACAUGAACUCGAUCGAGCGCCUGCUUCAUUAUGCAAACGAAAUACCACAGGAGGCAGCACAUGAUGUUCAAGACGUUGACACAGAUCUUCGCAAACGGUCAUGGCCGAGUAGAGGACACGUACAGUUUGAGUCACUUACGUUGAACCACCGGUCGGACCAUAAUCCUGCGCUUCGAGAUUCAAGACGCGGUUCUCUGGGCCGGGACGAUUCGCUACAAUCUUGA